AUGGUCCUAUCCCCGCCUUCAAAGUCAGAGAACAGACAUCUCAGAGGUCCGCAUCUCCUCCAGCUGGGCGCGGGUCCUCUGGUGGCGGCGACGGUGGGGGUCAUGAACGUGUGGAGCCAGCUGGGCCAUUGCCAACCAUUGAUCUACUAA
Laccaria bicolor S238N-H82 is the source of this 150-nucleotide messenger RNA. RefSeq lists its product as uncharacterized. NCBI's taxonomy places the organism in Eukaryota, Fungi, Basidiomycota, Agaricomycetes, Agaricales, Hydnangiaceae. The record is from RefSeq and is a predicted model, not a curated record. The transcript has 3 exons. The coding region runs from base 1 to 150 and encodes 49 amino acids.